Messenger RNA from Arabidopsis lyrata subsp. lyrata, 1662 nucleotides. RefSeq lists its product as uncharacterized. The coding region runs from base 581 to 1513 and encodes 310 amino acids. The record is from RefSeq and is a predicted model, not a curated record. Lineage: Eukaryota; Viridiplantae; Streptophyta; Magnoliopsida; Brassicales; Brassicaceae. The transcript has a single exon.
UCUAUUAUAAGAUCUAGGCGAAUGCCACAUAUAUUAAACACUACAAUUUAAUUUCUUUCGAAUCACUGCUGCAUUUGACAUGUGCAACAUGAUUGUACUUAUCAUUGACUAUUGAGAUUGGGUCGUGUUAUACUUAAUACCAUAUGAUUUCGUUGAAAACUUAAAAUACACUAAAGAUUAGAUAUUUGUAGUUUGCGCAAAAUGACUAUAAACUUGAGCAUUUUCAUUCACCUAUAGGUCUAGGGGAGUUAAAUAAGUUUCUUUUUAUAGUUUUCUAAAACUCAUAAGAACCCGAAAUACAAAAUUAAUCGGAUCAAAGGUAAAGCAAAUUAUUUUGAUUGUAAAUGACUACAUCAUCACAUGUAACUUUCUAGACACGUAAAGUCAAAUAAAUACUAAUAAAUUAGAUCACGACCUAAGCAAUUUCUUAUCCGAUUGUAUUUAAACGUCUCAACAAACUGACCCGCCAAAAUAUUAAUAAUUAAACUCCAUAAUUCCAAUUAUGUAAAUUUAAUUACAAACACCAUAAUUCUUCCUUAAUCCUUUGUUUUUACUUCAUUCAUUCUCAGAAAUCUUGACCAUGAAGGAGGAUCGUCGUCUUCCUCACAAACGCGAUGCCUUCCAAUUCUUGAAAACCAAGACUGCGUACGUUAUCUUCAUAGUUCUAACCUACGCCUUCGGUUACUUCUCCGCCUACUACUCUCAUCAACCGCUGCAGCAGCAGCAGCCACCGUCUCCGGCGGCGGUGAGAGAUGUGAAGACGAUAAAACCUCAAGUUUGUUCAAUCGACAACUUCCGAGUAACGACUCGAUGCGGCAAUCUUGUCCCGCCGGAAUUGAUUCGCCAAACGGUUAUCGACCGGAUCUUUAACGGAACUUCUCCGUACACCGAUUUCCCACCACCACACGCCGAGAAGUUUCUCCGGCCAAAAAGAAUCAAAGGCUGGGGAUCGUACGGAGCCGUUUUCGAGAAUCUAAUCCGCCGAGUCAAACCUCGGACGAUCGUCGAAAUCGGAAGUUUCCUCGGCGCGUCGGCGAUACACAUGGCGAAUCUCACGCGCCGCCUUGGGCUAGAGGAGACUCAGAUUCUCUGCGUCGACGAUUUCCGUGGCUGGCCUGGUUUUCGAGACCGGUUUAAGGACGUGGCUUUGGUUAACGGUGACGUUUUGCUUAUGUACCAGUUUAUGCAAAACGUGGUUAGCUCGAAUGUUUCCGGUUCGAUUUUGCCGGUUCCUUUCUCGACCGGUUCCGCUUUGGAGAAGCUGUGUGAGUGGGGAGUGACGGCGGAUCUGGUGGAGAUAGACGCGGGUCACGAUUUCAAUUCGGCUUGGGCGGAUAUAAACCGGGCGGUUCGGAUACUCCGACCCGGCGGUGUUAUAUUUGGUCACGAUUAUUUCACAGCGGCGGAUAAUAGAGGAGUUAGGAGAGCCGUGAAUCUGUUCGCAGAGAUUAACCGGUUAAAAGUCAAAACCGAUGGUCAACAUUGGGUUAUUGAUUCCGUCAAAGUAACCUGAUUCCCUUUUUCCAUAAGGGAUGAAAAAAUUGGAUGUCUAAUAAGAAAAUGUGUAAUACUUGCAUAGUCAAUUCAUUUGAGGUUUUUGAUUGUAUAAUGGGAAAAUGUAUUUGAUUGAUCAUUUGAGAAAAUCCAUCUUUUUUUUAAGUA